AAAAAUGAUAUUGUCCACACUUUUUUUUGCAACGCGCCCCUUAUUGUGAGCUAUAGGCAGUUAGCAGGAUAGACGUAUUAAAUAUUAUUUUAACAUAUUUGCGGCAUCAGCCUCCCACUGCAAACGAUAUGAAAAGUGAGAUAAUUCUUACGUUCCCAUACAUCACUGCAUACUUCCAUGAACUCAUUCAACGAGAGAAUGUUAGUAGACCAAUCACAGUUAUCUACAACGCCAUUUUUACUUUUGCUACAGUGGUGCGGAGCGCAGUUGAGAAUCUUGAGACCAUUUGGGGAGUGUUAUAAACUGUGGCUUGGGGUCGAGUCUGAAGUUUGAAAGUCGUUCAAAAUUGGUGAAAAUUACUGUUAAUAUUUGUUUUGUAAUAAAAGUGUCAAGUAAACUGAAAAUGGUAUUGGCUGAACGGAAUGCAGAAAAUCUUAGAAACGGUCGAAGGUCGAGAGGCCCCAGUCCCAAUGGGCACACUGAUACCUCCAGCGACGAUGAAGGUGUUCCUGCCGAAAAAAUCCGUGUUGGUCGAGAUUAUCAAGUCAUCGUUCCAGAAUUCAUUCCUGUUAAUGAACGUCGGCUGGACCAAUGCCCUGAUAGAGCCUUACUUGUUUGGUCACCAACUACAGAUAUACCUGAUCAUAAAUUGGACGAAUAUAUUAUAUUAGCAAAAGAAAAAUAUGGUUAUAACGGGGAACAGGCAUUAGGUAUGUUAUUCUGGCACAAGCAUAAUUUGGAGCGGGCAGUAUUGGAUUUAGCAAAUUUUACUCCCUUUCCUGACGAAUGGACGGUGGAAGACAAAGUUUUGUUCGAACAAGCAUUUCAAUUUCAUGGGAAAAGUUUUCAUCGCAUUCGUCAAAUGCUUCCUGACAAAUCCAUUGCGAGUCUGGUAAAAUAUUAUUACAGUUGGAAGAAAACUCGUACUAGGACAUCAUUGAUGGACAGGCAAGCUCGGAAAUUAACUAAUAGUGGUAAAGAAGGAGAAAAUGGUAGUGAAAACGGCAGUGAAUUGGGUUCCAACACAGACAGCGAUUCUGAAGAAAAAGGGUCUUGUAGCAACUGCGGCGUUGCUUGUCAUAGCGUUCGUGCUACACCCAAGGGACACGCGUGUCAUAGCUGCUAUCUGCACUGGAGGCGCACCGGAGUUGCAAGGCCAUUGAGUUCUAUGCCAGGUCGUACGAACAAAAGAAAACCACCACGUGGACUGGUAGUAAAUCACGAUGACUUGGCAGCACUAGCAGGUCAACCGAAUCAAACCAACAGCAGUCUGCAAGCUAUUGAUACGGAAAUCGUUAGCCUGAAGCGACAAAUUCAAUCAAAUAAACAACAAGUUAGUGCUUUGAAACGCAAGACCGCUGACGGAAUCGAUGAGUUGCGACCACCUGAAGUUACGAAUCGUAUAAAUGCACGUUGGACAAGCGAUGAAUUGUUACUGGCAGUUCAGGGCGUUCGGAAAUACGGCAAAGACUUCGCAGCAAUUGCGGAUGUAAUUGGAACGAAAAACGAAUCACAUUUAAGAUCGUUCUUCGUAAACUACAAACGAAGAUACAAUCUUGACACCGUAUUGAAAGAAUACGAAGCGGAAAAUGGUCCCAUUUUAAUAGACGAUGAGAAAGAAGACAAGAUGGAGGCAGAUCAUAUUUCAAAUAAUGAAAUAGCAGAAACAUCGCAAAAGGCAAAACCUUCUGGUGGAUUGAAUCCAUCACCUAAAUAACAAAUAAAUAAUAUUUUGAAUUCUUCUAAACAUGAGAGAUUGACUUGAAUUCACUAAACGAUAUAGUGAUUAUUUCCUUUGAGAGCUUCUGCUGAGCAUGUAACUCUAUUUUGCAUUUUUGUGUACUGCUGUUUGUGAAAAGUAUGAAACUUUAAGCCUUUCAUGUAGUUAUUUUAUUGUCAUCCAUGUCCUAUAUUUUACUUUUGAAGUAUAAUAUUAUUAAGGGUGUUUUUCAAGCAGUCUUGAGUAAUAUUGAUCAUGAGUGCAAUAUAUAUUUAGAACGGAGUUUAAACUACGCACUCGGCUCUAUCAUUUCUUGGUUAACGUCCUUUUUGUAUAAAUGAUUACAUGUUUGUUGCUGACGGAGAAUAUAUCAUGAUGAACAAAUCUUCGAGAUCAAAAGUAAUUUCAGGCUUAGUGAAAGUUACUAAUAUUGUUUAAAACUGUUUUUAAAUGAAUAACGGCAAAUAAAAAUUAUUAUCAAUGUACGAAGAAUUUAUCGGCAAAACUCAGGAAGCUAUGAAAAAAUACACGAAAGCGAGAAAACAUUCGUAUUGUUAUACCUUUAAAUCUCAUAGAACAAUCAGAUUAGAUAUAAACUUAAGAUGUUCAAGCAGGCUGUUAAUACUGACCCCCCCCCCCCAUCCGUAUGUAUCCCUUCCUUAUCUUGUUGGAAUCGCUCCAAAAAUGAUAUAUGCUACGUUUUAUUAUCUAUCAUAUUUCAAAUUAUCACUUUAUUCUAUGAUAUUUAUAAUAAAUUUAAAAUAAAGGUGUA
Molecule: messenger RNA, 2492 nt
Organism: Belonocnema kinseyi
Lineage: Eukaryota; Metazoa; Arthropoda; Insecta; Hymenoptera; Cynipidae
Gene: CoRest
Product: REST corepressor 3
Exons: 9
Coding region: 404-1717 (437 amino acids)
Biological process (GO): regulation of transcription by RNA polymerase II; negative regulation of DNA-templated transcription
Cellular component (GO): transcription regulator complex; histone deacetylase complex
Molecular function (GO): transcription corepressor activity
Source: RefSeq, a predicted model, not a curated record